Chaetomium fimeti is the source of this 2022-nucleotide messenger RNA. RefSeq names its product NADH-ubiquinone oxidoreductase 51 kDa subunit mitochondrial precursor. Bases 213 to 1718 code for a protein of 501 amino acids. Gene Ontology annotation, molecular function: 4 iron, 4 sulfur cluster binding; NADH dehydrogenase (ubiquinone) activity; FMN binding. NCBI's taxonomy places the organism in Eukaryota, Fungi, Ascomycota, Sordariomycetes, Sordariales, Chaetomiaceae. The record is from RefSeq and is a predicted model, not a curated record. The transcript has 3 exons.
CACACGGACCACAAAGCUCAAGCACCCGCCACACCCGGAAUCCCCAACCAAUCAGCAGCUCCCUGAAUCCAAACCUCAGAAAGGCGCUCAACUCUCGACGACUGCUCCAUCACUAAAGAGCCAACCUCACCCCAUCCACGAAACCCGACAGUCUUCCGGCCCCGGCCAAUUGGCAUCCCACACCUCUGCUCUGCCGGGCAGAGAACGCCAACAUGCUGUCACGCACUGCGGCGCCGACCAAGGCGUCGGCAAGGACCAUCUCGAGCGCCGUUUCAAAUGCUGCCGCCGCGACAACACCCCAACAAUGUCGCUCCUUCGCUACCGUCCAGGACGCCGGUGCUGCCACGGUGCGCACUUAUGGUGGUCUGCGCGAUCAGGACCGCAUCUUUCAGAACCUCUACGGCCGCUACCCGCCCGACCUUAAGCACGCCAAGAAGAUGGGCGACUGGCACAAGACCAAGGAAAUUAUUCUCAAGGGUCACGACUGGAUUAUCGGCGAGGUCAAGGCUUCCGGCCUGCGAGGGCGAGGCGGUGCCGGUUUCCCCUCGGGGUUGAAAUGGUCGUUCAUGAACUUCAAGGAUUGGGACAAGGACAACAAGCCGAGGUACCUGGUGGUCAACGCCGACGAGGGUGAGCCGGGAACCUGCAAGGACCGCGAGAUCAUGCGCAAGGACCCCCACAAGCUGGUCGAGGGCUGCUUGGUCGCCGGCCGCGCCAUGAACGCCUCGGCCGCCUACAUCUACAUCCGCGGCGAGUUCAUCGAGGAGGCCGCCGUGCUGCAAAACGCCAUCAACGAGGCCUACGCCGAGGGGCUGAUCGGCAAGAACGCCUGCGGCUCCGGCUACGACUUUGACGUCUACGUCCACCGCGGCGGCGGUGCCUACGUCUGCGGCGAGGAGACCAGCCUGAUCGAGUCGCUCGAGGGCAAGCCCGGCAAGCCGCGCCUCAAGCCCCCCUUCCCCGCGGCCGUCGGCCUGUUCGGCUGCCCGUCCACGGUGGCCAACGUCGAGACGGUCGCCGUGGCGCCCACCAUCUGCCGGCGCGGCGGGAGCUGGUUCGCCGGGUUCGGGCGCGAGCGCAACCAGGGCACCAAGCUCUACUGCAUCAGCGGGCACGUCAACAACCCGGCCACGGUCGAGGAGGAGAUGAGCAUCCCGCUGCGGGAGCUGAUCGACAAGCACUGCGGCGGCGUGCGCGGCGGCUGGGACAACCUGCUGGCCGUCAUCCCCGGCGGCUCGUCGACCCCGAUCCUGCCCAAGGCCGUGUGCGACGACCAACUGAUGGACUUUGACGCCCUCAAGGACAGCCAGUCCGGCCUAGGCACCGCCGCCGUCAUCGUCAUGGACAAGAGCGCCGACGUCGUGCGCGCCAUCUCCCGCCUCAGCCACUUCUACCGCCACGAGUCCUGCGGCCAGUGCACCCCCUGCCGCGAGGGAAGCAAGUGGACCGAGCAGAUCAUGCAGCGCUUCGAGAAGGGCCUCGGCCGCGAGCGCGAGAUCGACAUGCUGCAGGAGCUGACCAAGCAGGUCGAGGGGCAUACCAUCUGCGCCCUCGGCGAGGCCUUCGCCUGGCCCAUCCAGGGUCUGAUCCGCCACUUCCGCCCCGAGCUGGAGGCGCGCAUGCAGCAGUUUGCCAAGGAGAGCGGCGGCGAGGCGCUGGCUGGUGGCUGGAACCACGAUUCCAAGCUGAAAGGCCAACUUGUCUCUCCGGGCAUGUAAAAGGAAGGGUGAGCGGUUUGGUUUGGUUGGGUUGGGUUGGUGGAAGGCGUGAGAGAGAGGUUGGUACAUUGUACAUAGGCCUAGUCCGCCGUAUACUGCCCCCGGGCUGUACUUGAUUUGCUUUGUCGAAUCCAGGGGUGUGGGGGGGAGGUGAUAUGUAUGCUGGUUGCCGUUCGAGGGCGAAUGGUGGUGCUGUUUUACUAACCCCGUCGACGAAUGACAAGUCUUCAAGUGGCCACGACCCAGGUCUAGCUUACCUAUCGAAGAAGCCUUCCUCAUCGUAGUCGUCUCUACCGGAUUCAGU